Molecule: messenger RNA, 8964 nt
Organism: Athene cunicularia (burrowing owl)
Lineage: Eukaryota; Metazoa; Chordata; Aves; Strigiformes; Strigidae
Gene: RAB30
Product: RAB30, member RAS oncogene family
Exons: 6
Coding region: 32-643 (203 amino acids)
Biological process (GO): Rab protein signal transduction
Cellular component (GO): trans-Golgi network
Molecular function (GO): GTP binding; GTPase activity
Source: RefSeq, a predicted model, not a curated record
AGGGAGGAAGAACCCCAAACCAGCUGCGUAAAUGAGUAUGGAAGAUUAUGAUUUCCUCUUCAAAAUUGUUUUAAUUGGCAACGCCGGUGUGGGGAAGACCUGCUUAGUCCGUCGCUUCACUCAGGGACUUUUCCCACCGGGUCAAGGAGCCACGAUUGGGGUUGACUUUAUGAUUAAAACUGUGGAGAUAAAUGGUGAAAAAGUAAAGCUGCAGAUCUGGGACACAGCAGGACAAGAGCGGUUCCGAUCCAUCACGCAGAGUUACUAUCGCAGUGCUAAUGCGUUAAUCUUGACCUACGACAUCACCUGCGAAGAAUCCUUCCGGUGUCUCCCCGAGUGGCUGCGAGAAAUUGAGCAGUAUGCCAGCAAUAAGGUCAUAACUGUGCUAGUGGGUAAUAAGAUUGAUUUAGCUGAUAAGAGGGAAGUCUCCCAGCAAAGAGCUGCAGAGUUUUCUGAAGCACAGGACAUGUACUAUCUGGAAACCUCAGCAAAAGAAUCGGAUAAUGUGGAAAAACUCUUCCUGGACUUGGCCUGCCGGUUGAUCAGUGAGGCACGACAGAACACGCUUGUGAACAAUGUCUCAUCCCCUUUACCAGGAGAGGGGAAAAGUAUCAGCUACUUGACUUGCUGUAAUUUUAAUUAAAGAGCUGGCAUGUGAUUCUUCCUUCCACCAUGGGCCAAGAGGAUUUUUUUUUUUUUUUUUUGGCUGGGAUUUAUCUACUUGAAGGAAAUUCCUGCCACUUUGAACCGUCUGACUUACCUUGAGUCAGGUUGCAGACCUGGAAGCACGGCAGGCUGAUGGCUCCUGCUGCAUGGCAACAUAGCAGAAUAUAACAUGGGUUAAAUUUUGUUUUUCUUGCAGUCUCUGGAGUGGAUUAGGCAAAGAGAGUUGUACAAGUGCUUCAUGUCAUGCAGAACAUGAGCUACUGCAUUUCCUUCUAUAAGAGACUCGAGCAGCCUCUCUUGAAGACACUGAAGAGAUCAAAGUCUCUCAUAUAGAACAAUGUGUUUGGUCCUUUUUAAAAUAAAUAAAAAGAGAAAACUGACAAUGAACACUGACCCUGGACUACACUGGCAAUCUUUUGGGCUGCCAGUGAGUGAGCUCUUAGGACAUGUACAUAGUGUCUGCACACACAUCUUCAUGGAGGACUCUGGUGUUUGAAAUAGUGUUACAUCUUUCAUCUACAGGCACUUUCAUGAAAUUAAAAAAAAAAUGUUACAUAUAUCAACAUUUUCAAGAUUUAAGAGAACACGGAUACAGUUCAGUUGCUCCCUUUGGUGCUAGAAGUUCAGCAAAUAUUCCAUAGACCAAACGUAGUCUUACUACAUUACUGUUCUCUGAAUGUGUAGACUGAUUAGGAAAAAACACUAAUAAGCACUGUUCAUAAAAAUCUUGUUACCUCUUUUUCUAGGCCUGUAGUGGGAAAGGACUGUGCUUCUUUGAUAUCCAACAUAGAAUGAAAAGACUUUCCAGAAGUAGGGGGGGAAAAAAAUAAAUUAACUGUUCCUUCGCUAAUUAGUAAUGUCCUAAGGUGAAAAAUUAGCCUUUGGAAAGGUGAUUUGUGGAGUUUGAAAAAGCAUACCAGACACGAUCAAAAUCUUGUGUGUGCGUGGAUUGUGUUUAAGGGUUCAAAGAGCACAGUUUGGAGCGGCGGUCUGCAAUAUGUCUGGCUUAAAAAUAAAGCUUGUAGAUACAGUUCUUGUUGAAAGGCAGGCAUACAAUUUUGUAGAAGGUUUUUUUAAUGCUAAGUGGAAAUAGUGAUGGGUUGCAAGUGGUAUCAUUCUGUGUGUGACCCAUCCAGUACUCACCUUGUGGAACUGCUCUCCAAGAUGCUCUUGAAGGUGUCUUCUUGGCAUCUAGUCUCUCUGCUAGUGUAGCUUUCAAGUUCAGGGCUGUAGAGUCACUUAAUUUACUUGAUGCUUUGUACUCUUGAUCCCAGACUCCAGUGUAUGUGUAACUGUUUAGGCAAUUUCUUCCCACGAAACCCCUGAAGUGGACGCGCUAUGGAGUUUGCGAUGUUAUUACACCUCUAGUGCCAUAUGAGAAUAAUGCGUUGCAGAUUUACGUGUUGAUGUUAAAGUGAAAUUGGAAGAUAGUGAAUGCGCACAUGAAAAAUUAUAUUUAGAAGUUUGAGUUCAGUUUAGCUAAUCUGGAUAAAUCUCUCCUGACAAUUACAUGGCUGUGAUGUGCUGUAAUUUAGAGUUAAACAACUUAUAUUAUUUGGCUUUCGCUGAAGAUUAUGACAGAGCUUUUGUAUUGACAUAAAAAGCUGCUAGUAAGUACUUCUUGAAAAGAAUAACAAUUAAAAAAAAAAGGCAUUUUAAAAUGCUUUUUCACAUUUUCCUGGAAAGACUUCUUUGGGCUGUAUCAUGUUGUGCCUUUGAUCUGUAAUGGGGAACUGACUCUGUGUCAGAGAGGGGUGAUCAGUCUGUCAUAUGUCCAUUUUUAAUAUUUUCUUGCUAUUUUUUAGGUCACUUUCUUCUUUUGUGACUAGUGGUAAAAAGGACGAUGUAGAAGUUGUGGUACAAGGCUUGUUUGUCAUUUAGGUAACACUUAGCAAAGAGCUUCUGUAAGUGGGAGAUGUUGGGGGACAUGUCAUCUGCUGCACUGGCCUGGUCUGUUUUCAGUCUCUGCUCAUGGUGUAGUCCAGAGGAUUUAGAAAUGUGUGGGACUUGGUGGCUCCUGCUGUGGAGGACGGUGUGGUACAGCCUGUGCUGAAGAGCAAGGUUUGUCUUGAGCAUUCCCCAAAUUGCCAAAUGCAGCUUCAUUUGAGCUUGUGAAGACUGCCCAGCUCUGAGACAGCCGAUUCCACACGGCUUUUAUUUAGGUAAUUGUUUAGAGCAAGGCUCAGGGUGUUACAUGUGAGGUAACACUCAAGUUAAAAAUCAGUACUAAGACUAAUUUGUAAAAGCUUUUGCUCUCCAGAUGCUGGACUUGUCAGCAUAGAAUUGAUAACAAAUAGGGCAAGGCUGUUUGAUCGAGUUAAUCCAGGAAGAAGGAGACUGCUCGCUCAAACACCUGUGGGUUCCUCAGUCUGAUUUCCAAAAGCAUCAAAGCUGUGCAGGUACUUCUCAUUCCUGCUGAGUACCACUGUAAGUGCAUUUUGAAGUGCUCCUUACAUCACUUCUGGAGGUUGAACUCUGACACAUUAUCAUGACUAAACGAGUUGAACUGGUCAUGUAGCAGAAACUGCUUUUAUUUUCUUGGAUAUUCACUUUGAGGUUUCUAGAAGGCCAAGUCUCUUUUUCCAGUGCUUUCCUAACCUGUAGGUGACUAUUUUGGAGAGUAGCUGCCUACUAGCACUUGGAGCAUUGGUUCUUUUUAUCGCUAGCAAAUCUCCAUGUAAGGGCUCCAUCUCCAGACAGUGAUGUGCUUUUGCAGGCUUGGAGGGGGGGCAGGAGGGAGUGCUGCAUUUGGGCUGAUGUUACAAUGAAGUAUCUGACUUCUCCAGGAACAAAUCUGAACUGAUUCCUUUCAAGGUUUAGUCUGUGUAGACUUAAAAAGUUGAAAGAAAACAAUGAUGGUAUGUGCAAAACGUUAUAAGGUCAUAAGCCAAAGCUGUAGUUUAAAACUCUGCUCCUUCUGCAGUUAACAGACGCUACCUGUUGAAAAAGUGAUGUUUUAUUGUAGUAAUUUCUUUGCAGGAGUUAUUUUUGUAUACCUUUGAAUAUCUCUGUAUUGCAUAUAACCCACUUCUCUGUGUAGAACUGAGGGCUUAUCUUCUCUCCUGCAGUCUGUUCCACUGUUUGAAGGCUUCCCAACUAGAAGAGGAGCGUUAUCAACUGCUAAUGACAGCUUAGUGCUGUGGUGUAGUGGUCAAAGUCUUGAAAAAUAAAAGGAGAUUCAAAAAAUACAGAUCUCAAUUAUUUGACAAUCAGCUCUCCAACUAUGGCCAACACCUUGCUAGAUGAGGGGAUUUUUGAGAGAACUCCCAGUAGAAGUCUUGUGGUGCUUGCUGGGUUGAGUGUCCAAAAGCCAUGCAGAAUUGAUAUAAUGGGACCAAAUUUGACUGGAAAUGUUCUCUACUAUCAAGAGAGCAAAGCAUUGCUUUUAGAGUGGUUGCUAGAUUUUGAUGUGUCUUCAGGGUGAUAUAUUCACAGCCAUGGAGUACUAGGCUUAUUUCUGGGUUAAUACUGAUUUUUAUAUUAGUGAGACCUUUUCUUAAAAAUUAUUAGCACAGUGAGUAGGUCUAAGCAGAAGCCAGUAUUGGAUGGUCAACAGAUGUUUGCGUUAUCUAGCAAACCUGUUUGUAGAGAUUAGUAACAGCAUCUCCAGAAAACUUGGAUAGUCUAAACUCUGUUUUCCCGUUCAGCCAUAGAUUCAGUCGGGAUGAUCUUGGGUAAACCACCAAAUGUUCGGUGCUGCAGACCACUGUAUAUGAAGUAUUUGCUGGGAUUUUGUGUUGGGCAUUUACACUGCAAGUUUGCUGGGACAAGCCAUGACUCUCUUCUGUUUCUAUUUGUAUCCUCCAUGAGAGACCAAGUGCUGGGGGAAGAAAAACCCCUUCAGGUCAGAGUUAUGAUGGAAAAAGUAAAAUUAUGAACCCUGUAAAGAAGGGGACAUCUGUGCCUCUUCCUACCUCUAACACUGAAGUUCUGGUUUGAUCUACAGGUGAGUUGUUUGAGCAUGCAGUCAGACAUGUGUUUGUGCUGAAUGCUAAAUGGCUUUGUGAUCAUUAUUUAAUGAAAACUGCACAUGACAAAUUAUCAGGCAAGAUACUUUGUUCUUUGCUGUAGAACACAUGAAACAGCCCUUAAAAUCUGUCAGCCUGCUGGUGCUGUUUGUCUUUUUAGAAAUAGCUCUAUUAGUAACAGUUGGCUCCUGCUAGUCUAGGUUUAGUGGUUAAUGGCUAUUGAAUUCCUUCAGCAUCACUAAUAACAGCAGCAGACUGAGGCUGACACAGGAGACAGUGAUUUGAAAAGAGGGAAAGUCGAAAUUAGUGAUGCAGAGGCAUGGUGAGUGCACACACAUGGGCCAAGAGGCUUUCCUGAGAUUUUGCUGACAAGGGAUGCAAUUACAGUCAGACCCCACUGGGUUCUGCCUUGUUCAUUAUCCCUAAGGACUGCUGUUUGCUCAGCUGCUUUUCCACUUGUCUUCUCUUUUCAGUAUGAAGAACUGUAUAAAUCAGGCUGAGACGUUGAGCUGGCGUGAUUUCUGUAGUCAGGGACUGAAUUUAGUUGGAAAAUAGGUGAAAUUCUCCAGCGAUUAAAAUAGGCAGAGCAAAUGUGCAUGGUAGACUGCCCUUAGGGGACCUGUGGUGCCACUGUGGUCAGAUGUGGCUGGAGAUGCUGUCACAGAAACCCUCUCCUGGCUGUGGGGCAGACUGAGUGCUGUAGCCCUUUGUGCAAGGGGGAAGAUGAGUGUGUGGAGCAAAAAAAUGCAAAGAGAUGGUUCUACUCGCUCAGGAUUUUCUCAGUCCUAUCCUCUUUUAAAAAAAUACAUCUAUGAGUUAGGUUUUGAUUGCUCUGGAGUUUAAGGGAUGCUUUGAAUUUGAGUCUUAUCUGAAAUUCUGUGGUCUUUCGCUUUCAAUAUCAAAGCACCCAAUAUCCUUAUAUGGGUUGCUUGUACCAACAAAGACCUUUUUGAGUUAAUUCAGUUAGAAAAAGGUGUUUCUAGAGGACACUUUGUGAAUUCCUAAUGAACAAGUAUGGAAACUCUCUGAAAUGUUGAUGUUCAUAAGGGCUCACCAGAAAACCCACUGGAGCCAAAGGAAAUACUCUGAUCAAUUCUAGUAGUGAAAACCUUGUGAAAGAUGUUACGUCAGAAUGUUUUCUUCCUCCAUUUAUAAAAUGUAUUUGCUUGUCGGAACAAACUUGGCUCUUGAGACCACCUUUUUUUUUCCUUGCAUCAAGUCUGUCCUAUUGUUGUGGUAGGUAAUAAUAGUUCUAGUUACUGUUCACAAGUGGUAAAGGAUCAUAAUUUUGAAGGACAGUCUUGUAUUAUGAUAAGUGGUGGGGAAACACUAAGCUUGACUUUUCUGUGAGUGGUACAUCCUAAGCAAAGCACCCUCAGCUGGAACUGGUCAUGUCUUUGAAAUGUGAUCAUCCACUCGAUCCACAGUUAAAUGUACUGUAAAGGUUACGUAUCUCAUAUCUGCCUCAGUUUAGGAUUUAUCUUGGCUAGGAAAAUAGACAACAGGGUAAUCAUGCUGAUGGUGAUGCAAGGCUCCCAAAGUAGCCCACUGCAUUGCUUUGACUUACCUCGCUAAUCACCACCUCACUGAACUGACCCAAAGUCUCCUUUGCUGUACUGUACUAUAUCCAGUUGAGAGAGAUUGCUGGCUGUCAUCACCCAUCACACCCUUUCCCCUCAUGUGAAUAAGCUGUAACAAACCAGAAGUAAAAGCUAUGCCAUGUGAGUUGAGGGUGUUUGUUUUUUACCAAGUGGGAGCCACAGAUCCAGGAAAUACCCUCAUUUCUGAUGCUUGCCUCUCCAAAUACAGUCAGCUGGGUACCUGGAGAAAGAUAACCCAGAUAUAGCAGAAACUGAGAUGGUAGUCAGUGUAAUUUAGGCUGUAAAUGUCGUCAAUGAAAAAUUAGACUGGUUUAGCAGGGUUAACAGCUCAGCUCAUCUGUCUGGAUAAACAGGAGCUGGCUGUACUGUACUCAGAGAUCGUCUGUUUUCACAUUAAUAUCUAGCUAUUAGCACUUCCUGGAUGUGAUCCCAUUUGUUGAACCAGUUAUCCUUUUCCAGCAAGCUCAGAAGAUAAUUUUAGCUCUGGUUAGUGCUCAAGAAGCAGAUGCCACCUUUACCUUUGCUUUUUCCACAACUGCUUAUGUUGGGGUAACAUUCCCAAGGACAGGCAUGCUUGUCAGGGCACUGUGGUGGUGUCCCUGCCAAGCAUCCUCUGGAGUCCAGCCCUGGUCCACAGGCACCUGACAUGGCCCAAACCUGUGUCAGUCAUGGUUUUAGCUGUGCAUGGUUCCCUGGGGGAGAGGGCAUGUUAAAAUUACUCUUAUGCUUUCAUGGGCAGUGAUCAAGGGCCCUGGUGUCACGUGAAUGCAAACCUUGGAGCUUUUCAAAGUCUGAUUCCUCUAGUACCUUUCAUCCAUGAAUCUGCUCCUUCCCAAUACUGCUCAUGCCUGUAGAGGUCUCAGGCUGGAAGCAGUCCUGGUUGUAUGAAACACUGCAUCCAACUCCUGCUUUAGCUCGAAGGAAGAGCAUCUGUGGCUUGUUGUUUGUGCCACCUUGAGUUUCUUACUAUGAACAUAAACCUAACUAAUUUGAUAAACUCAUUCUCAGCCAAGGCACCCUGUGAGGAGUGUUUCCCUUCUCAUGGGACCAGUGUAAGAGAUUCAGACGUUAAGAAUCAAUGGUGGGUUGGUGUGAGUAAAGCUCCAGUGAGCAGGUGGAGGCUGCUCUCCAUCCAGGGAGACUUAUGGCCAUUGUGGAAGAGGAGAGUCAUUCUGAGCUAUCACUUGGCUGGUGGUGUGACUAUCUCCGAGGGUCUGAGUUGCAUCACUGGCACAAGCUUCAGUAAUAUAACAGCCAUGGUGUCCCCAGAAGUCAAGCCUUUACUCAGGGGGAAGCAAAAGAGAAGGGAAUGCUGUUUUGACAUUUUAACUGAGUGAGAAUAAAAUGUUUGGUCUGUAGUGGGGCAAACUGCCAUGAUUUCAGGCACUGCCGUUGCUUCAACUCUUGCAGACUGGGAGAAAGCCUUACUGCUGGCCCCCGAGUACAGUCAGCACUGAAGGGGGAAAAGGAACUUCUUAAGCCAACAUUUGGGAGAAGAAAAGGCCAUCUAAUGAGAGUAGGGAGGAAGCCCAGAGUUUGUUGCUAUGCUAGUUUGGAGUGACAAGUAUAUCUCUGGAUAUUAGAGAAGUAGUUUAAAAUGUGCCAUGGUUUUUAGCAUAAUAAGAUGCACUGCAGAUAUGUCACAUCCAUUUCAUUUCCCACAGCUGUUUACAAAAGGAAAAAAAAACAACAAAACACCCUGAGAUUGGAGCAGCUGCAGUCACUCAGCUGUCAAUAUGGGACAAGGCUCUUUCUGCUCCUUUUAUUUCCACUUCACUCUGUUCUGCGCAUAUUUGGCUGUUCUGUGAAUUUGCAGAUCAUGAAAUUUUUUUCAAACUGCCUUUGAUCUAUACAGAAAGGCUCACCCAGCUCUCAUUUCAAUUCAUUAAUACUUUGAGUAGUCAUUUUAAUUUUAUGUUUACUGGCUUGUUUCCCUUUGUAAUGUUAUUUAACUGACAAGUUCAUUGUGCUCUGCAUUACCUUUAGGUUUUUGAGUCUAAAAUGUUUCCUCUUUCCUGAAAGCUAUGAUCAUUUUUAGAGAUGUUUAUAAAGGCAUCUUCAUUUCCUCAGGAGAAAACCUGAAUUACUCUCAGCUUUGAUUACUAGCAAAUCAAUAUUGAAGCAUGUAAUUUUUUUUUACAGCACAAACAGAGUAUGUUUUAUACCAUCAACUGUAGUUUGUAGUUUAAAAACCUGGUUAAGUACUAAAAGCAGCAUUUUGUUUGCAAGUUCCAUGCCAAGGAAAGCAUUAAAGGAAUUUCCUGGGUUGGAGUUUUUCCCACAAAAGUCGACUGUCUUUUCCCCAACAAUUGUGAAUUUAGCACAAUGUACAGAAUUUUAGCAAGAAUCCUGCUUCCUAAACAUGUGGUCGGAAGGAUGAGGAGAGGAUGUGUUUCUUGUUGAUCAAGCACAACUGUUUCAGUGGAGAAAAUGCACUACAGCUGGCCAAACCAUUGAUCUUGAGUUGCUGGGGUAGUGCUGUCUUUGGGAAGGGUAUAGGUGUUAGCAAAUCACCAAACUGUGAAUCAUUGACUGUCAGAAGCAUUUGGCUUGUCUGUUUUUUAAGUUCUUGUGGUCAAGUGUGGUGCAGUGGGGUUGAGAAAGGAAUGUAUUUUGGAUGACCAGGAUGAUGAAUGUAUGAUGCUUCAUGUUUAUUUGUAAUGUCCUUUUUAUACUUAGAAAUUGCUUACAUAUGUAUCUGUAUGUAAAUAAAUGUUUAAUCCUUUCCA